Molecule: messenger RNA, 4269 nt
Organism: Colletotrichum orchidophilum
Lineage: Eukaryota; Fungi; Ascomycota; Sordariomycetes; Glomerellales; Glomerellaceae
Exons: 2
Coding region: 1-4269 (1422 amino acids)
Source: RefSeq, a predicted model, not a curated record
AUGGAAUACAAUCGAUCGCCUUCCUUCGGCCUCGGGGCGCGAGCGAACCGUCGCGCUUCUACCCAAUUGACUAUCGACGAGGAGGGCCGUAAACCACUAUUCUCCAAACCAUCCAGAGAGAGCCUCGAGCCCCAGAAUCCCGCCUAUGCGGCAGCGGGAAGCAACAGAUUUGGGUACUCGCCAACGAAUGCCCACACCAGUACGAACGGCCGACCGCCCUCUCGCGCUGCCAUUCCUCGACCUUCAAGCUCCCUUUCGCAGACACCGUCACUCAACUCCAAUCACUCUGUCGAGAUCGUAUCUCCCGGCUCUCGCAUUCCUCGGCCCAAGUCCACGAUUGGUAUUUUCGCCAAAGGCUCCGGAGUAUCUGUCGCCGAGGCUUGGAAAUUGGCAGAAGAGAACCGAGUACAAACUCUGGAAAAAGCGCGUCGAGCCUCUCCGGCAGCCAUCGACGCAUCGCCAAGCCCUGCACCACGCCCUUACGCAAAUCGGCAGGUUUCCGAAGAGUUGAAACCACGACGAUCACUAGGCAAAGAUGCGGUCGACUACAGCCGGCCCAGGCCCCUGUCAAGGAUGUCAAGCGAAUCGUUGCGCGACGGCUAUGUUGGACGAUACAGCGGCAGCCCAGGCUCGAACAGUCUUUCCAGCUCUGGAAGCUUCGAUCGUCGACUGAGUCAAUAUGAGCGCGAGAUGGCAGAAUCGCCGAGCGCGUCUCGUGACCAGGAUCAUUUCUUUGUUAAGACCAAGGUAGGACCAAAGAUCGCCGAGACAGGCCACACCCUGGCGAGGAGAACAAGCAACAGCAGUCUCAACGGGUAUCAGAGUGUGAACCGGCGAGCAAGCAACAGCAGCUUGAAUGGAGGCCCGGGCUUGGGUAGGAGAACAAGCUACGGCAGUUUGAGUGCUAGCCCGCGCCCCGGGGCUUUCGCCAAGAGCCAUGUUCCCGAAGGGCAUAUCAAGGAGCUCUUGGAGCAGGAUGAGAAGGGUAUCAAGCGAUCCGCCAGGCCAAAGCCAGAGCAAGAUAUUGCAGCCGACAUACCAUUGCCCUCUGUCGAGGCCACUGGUCUACCGCAGGAGCCCACUCCGCCAACGUCUCGCCCGGCUUCUGCGAAUCCGGAAUUCCGAUCUCCAGACAAGAGCUACGCGUGGCAGCUAGACGCGGACUUCACGGCGGGAGACUUGCAAAUUUCUGACAGCCCACGGAUAAGAACCGGUGGCACUGGCUUCAGCGAAGUCUCUGAUCGACGAUCCUCCUACGGCAGCGCUUACGCUGAAGAUCAGGUCCCGGGAUUGAAUGGAAAUCUCAGGCGGGAGUCAUCACUAGGACCAUCUCCCAGGGCUGGGCGCUCUAACACUAGGAUCGACGAGAUUCGCCAGCGGGAAGAAAAGGCCAAGGAAGAGCUUGCAGAGUCGCGAAAGACCCAGUCAAGAGCUAGGAACAACAAAAGGCUGGAGGAGAUCCGCGAGAGAGAGGCCGAGGCAGAAGAGCAGCUGGCCAAGGAGCCGAGGUCGCAACCGCGCUCAUACUACCUCACCCCCGAUGAUCUACCAGUGCGAGAGGAAGUCGAUGCACAAGCCCAGUCGAAGAACACGAAACUCGACGAAAUACGAGCACGAGAAGCCGAGUCAUUGUCUAAAAAGGCCGUGGCUUCUAGCCGAUUGGAGGAGAUCCGGGAACAGAACUCAAUGUCGAGGUCCAUGUCACCAGAGGCUCGGCGCAGCAGUGACUAUGCCCGAGAGUCGACGCCUAUCCGAGAAGCAAGUGGAGAGUCCGGUUGGCCUACGGAGGAUGGCGAGCAUAUCGCUAAUACACCUAUCACAAUCUAUCGCAACUCGCCGGUGCGCGAGCGAAAGAAGUCGCUGUCUCAGUCGCCAGUGAGCCGAAACGAGCGGACCAGUCCCAAGCCUGCGAGGCAACAGGCUACACACGCGCGAACUGAUUCUAGGGAUUUGUUGCAGAGGCUCGCUAGAGCUGCGAGUAGCAGCCCUGCUCCCGAGACCCAUGUCCGACCCGCAGCUACAGAUGAGCAGAGGAAGUCUAGCAAAGAAGACCUUGAGAAGGAGAAACUCGAGAAGGAGAGACUCGAGAAGGACAGGCUGGAAAAGGAGAGAUUCGAGAAGGACAGGCUUGAGAAAGAGAGACUCGAGAAAGAGAGGCUCGAGAAAGAGAGGCUCGAGAAUGAGAGACUCGAGAAGGAGAAGAUCGAGAAAGAAAAGCUCGAGAAAGAGAAGCUCGAGAGGGAAACAACUGCAGAACCUACGCAGAGGACAGAAACUCAACGGCGGAAGAGUGAGCCCAGGCGGCCUGCCCCCGAAUUGGAACCCAAGGCUAGCCCACCGCGACGGAACCGAAGAGAAACCAUCAAAGUAUCCGAGCCAGCUUCUACUGAGACGAAAGGGACAGAUGGCUCUAAGUCCAGUUCUCCGGAUGAGCCGGCAGAGAGGCCAAGGUCGCGCGUGGAAUUUGCUGGAAGGCGCCGGGAACGUCGUCAAAGAUCAAGCGAAUCUGUCAAGGACAGUCGUAAGAGCUUGGCCUUGUCGGAUGGUGAUCCUACCGACCGCAUCGAACAAGAAAGGAAUCUCUUCGCGCCUACGGACACCCAGUCCGAGCGUGGAUCUGUCAGAGCACCAUCAGCGGAGCCUUUCACCGAGGAUGAGGAUAAGGACCUUCUCGCAGGCGAAACUCCCCGACCGAUCAAGGUUGAUCCGCUAUCUCUACCUACACCUAGGGUCACAGGUGCCUACGUCGAGACGCCUGCAACACUCAAGGUUGAACGAAUUGAGGAAAAUAUUCUGCCGCCCUUGACCAGGCCUGACCCGUCGUCAAACACGACUUUCGGUAGACCGCCCAGCAGAAGAGGAUCGCGGCCGUCAUCAAGGGCGGGCACAUUUUUCAAAGCUAGUGAAUCAGGUUCUGAAACGAGCGACCAGUACGGUCAAGGGAAGGAGACAACAGGAACAACUACAAACUCCAACUUGCGACGCCGCAACAGAUCGACUUCCAGGCCGCGUAGACCUUUGACCAACUCGGUAAAACCCCCGACGGUUAAGGAUGAUCUUUUGGAACUUCAACGCAUUCAUCAGAUUGAAGACUCCACUUUGGACGAUUUCGAGGAACUGUUCAACAUGCAGAAGCUUCAGAACGCCCCUUCCUCGGAAAUAGAGUCGAUGCUUGAUGAUAUCGCGGUUAAAAAAGAGGAAGUCGCAGCCAAGCCGAACAUCACCAAAACUCAACGGGACCACGAGCUAGAGCAAUAUGACAGGAUGAGCAAGACACUGAAAGACGGGCUUUUCAACAUUCGUACCGCCAAGCAGGGCAUCGAACGCUUGGAGGGGCAAGUCUCGCACGCCGAGGGCAAACAUGACAAUGUCGCUACGCUCCAGAAAGCGUCAGAGAAGCAGCCGCUGGCAAAAAGUUUGCAUCACCGCCACAACCCAGAUCACGCCCGCGAUUGCCCAGAUUGCAUCCGCCAGACUCCUAUCAAGGAAGUGUCGUACCUUCACCUUCCUGUGCCGAGCCUGUAUCGUCGCAAUCCUUUCCGCCUUACGUUCCUCGGGCUGGUCCUCCUCGUCGUUUCACUCUGGUAUGCUGCCGAGUCUGCCAUGUGUGUGGUUUACUGUCGGCCAACUACAUGCUCUUCGACGCCUUGCGUCUGGUCGCCGACGGACCCGACUUGGGGUUUUGCUAUCCCAGUGAAGCUCGACGAGUGGGCCACAAAUGGCUGGGGCCGCCAGGUGGCUAAUCAAUACUCCGAGGAUGCGUCAGAUCUGUGGGCGGAUGCGUUAGAUUUUGUCACUGGGACCGAUAUCACGACUGUUGACAUCAACACCCUCGACUUCUACGACAAGCGACAGCAUCGCCGCCGUCUCCGCAAGAAGGGACUUGCGAAGCGGCCCCUCGAGUCACCUAGUGACAAGGCCAAAUGGGACACAUGGCACGCCACGCGAGUGGCCAGCGAGAGGGCCCAGGAUGCGAGGGAGAUGGGCUAUGACAUUGGUGACGCGGAUGAGAGUAUUGGAGACGAUGAAGUGUUCCCGCUCGUUAAGACCUACUUGGUCAAGAGAUCAUGGUUCGGCUUCGACAUCGACGACAAUCUCCACGAAUUCCGCCGCGCCUCCUCGGCCGCGACGGGCAAGACCCUCAAAGCCAUCUCCCAACGACACGAGGGUACGCUGGCGGUGCCUGCUUUGGAAGAGGCAUACGGCCACGUCCUCCGGGACAAGACCGCGGCCGCUUUCUCCGGCGGCAAGACGUCGUUUGAUCACUGA